UCAAAAUGGCGUCGAAUAAGAGAAAGCAGGACGAAAAGCAUUUAAAAAUGUUGCGAGAGAUGGUUUCUCUCCCUAGCAACAAACAAUGCUUUGAUUGUCACCAAAGAGGUCCAACAUAUGUUAACAUGACCAUAGGUUCCUUUGUAUGCACAUCUUGUAGCGGCAUUUUACGGGGUUUGAAUCCUCCACACAGAGUUAAAUCCAUCUCAAUGGCUAGUUUUACACCAGAAGAAAUGGAUUUUCUUAAAUCGCAUGGCAACGAGCUAAAUAGGAAAGUAUUUUUAGGUCUGUAUGACAGUCGAUCUUGGCCAGAGCCAGACUCAAGAGAUGAGCAGCGAGUACGUGAUUAUAUGGUACAGAAGUAUGAAAAUAAAAGAUGGUAUGUUGCACCCACAGAGGCGAUGAAGGAAGAGGCUAAGCGAACCAAUGAAGCAGCCCUCAACAGUAAACCUCAGGUCAAGCCAUUGCGCUCAUUGCUAGGAGAAAAUGCAUCCAAGUUAACUGUUGGAGCAGCACCUGUGAGUUGUAACAUCUGGAAUUUUUUGAUGAUGCAGACACCACCAGCCACUCAUGCGCCAGUCACAGUUUCAGUCCCGCUGCCCAGUGGAUUUAAGUCUCCCCCAGCAACAAACAACAUACACGCCAGUGGUCAGCCUCCCGCCAAACCAUCAGGUUUUGAUCUGCUAGGGGAGUUGGGCGGAGACCCGUUUGCAUCCAAUUCACAGGCUAAGAACAAUCAUAAUGAUGGAGGUUUUGCAGAUUUCAGCAACUUUGAUAGCUUUAGUGCAUCUGUAGCCCAGCCCCCUCCUCCUGCAGCAGUACCAUCACAGCCACAUUUAGCUCAGCAAGCUUUCCCUAUAUCCAGUACUCCACUUCAACCUCUGGGAGUUGGCCAACCCCCUGCCCAGCCAGCAACCACAAAUACUAGACCUUCAACUGUGUCCACUGGGGACAGAUACGCUGCCCUAGCGGACCUUGACAGCGCAUUCUCUGCUCCUGCCACUACAGCGACAUCCAUCAACUGGGGUGGGACGGAAGGUGGGGCAAUCAAUUGGGGUGGCACCAGUAGUACUGCCAGCACUCCUUCCCAUAGUACAUCUGGUCUUAGCUGGAGCACAACAGGUGCAUCAGCAGGUGGCCCUAUCAACUGGAACAGUCAAGGCACCACCCCCACAUCAGCUGGGUUUGGUAUCUCCUCCACAGGCAAUCCUGGGAACCCAUUUUUACAUUCCUCGGCAGCUAACCCUUUUGGUGGCAGUGGAGGUGCAGGAAUCAGUGCUUUCUCCUCUGCUGCACCCGUGUCUACAGUGAAUCCAUUCGGGGCAGCAGCGCCAACAUCAAUGACACACUUCUCCCAAGCCGGGGGCAUGGUCUCCAUGCCAGUGUCCACGUCGGCUGGGUUCGGCGCCCACUUUGCUGCGCCAGGUCAGCCCGCAGGUUUCGGCCAGUUCCCACCUAUGCAGAAUGGUGGGUAUGGGAUGACACCCACAACAGCUGGUUAUGGCGGGGCCCAGGGCUUCAUGAUGCCCUCACAAGCUGGUGUUGUGCAGAACUCGGGGUGGGGCUCCAUGGGUGGAAUGCCACAAGGAGGGCCUGUCCAGCCUGUGGCCAACCCUUUUAUGAAUACAGCAAUGCACCAGCAAGUUCCGCCUCCCAGUGGCUCCACCAACCCAUUCUUGUGACAACUUUGAUAUUGUUUACCAUUUUUCAUCAAUUUCAUACUAGUGACCUUUGAACUUAGAGGACACUGGGGAUAAGCUAUCACUUGGUUCAUAAUAAUAAGAAAAGCUAAAUACCUUUCCUUGGACAGAAUACAAAGAUGCUUUCAAUGUUUAUGUCUAUCAGAUCCUAAUGGACAUUUUUGAACUAUACUUACAACAUGGUGGUGUUGACUUCUGUGAAAAGCCCAAGCUCAAUUUAGUUGGAGAAAAGCAUAUUUUAAGUUUUAAGAAAAUUUCUGAUAAGGAAUUCUACAUACUUCUUAGUCAUUCAUUUGUAUGUGUAUUUAUAUAUGUAUGUAAUUAGAUGUAACAAGACUUUGGGUAUGGAGUAAUUAGUAACCCACAAGAUACUUCACCAUCUACACCGUGGUUGUGUGAAUAGUUAACUGUAAUUUUCUUUCAUUACAUAAUCAGAACAUAAUGCCCUUAAUUAUAGUAAGCAAAUAUUUUAGGUAAGUGCUAGAUAGAAAAUAAACUUAUUUAAUAACGAACCCAAAUUUCCACUCUAGAAAAUAAUGACAUGUUUAUUUGGGCAUGAUUCAACAUUGUUUUCAAACCAAAAAAAAGUAACUUGCAUUUGUAGCUGAAUAGUUGCAUUGUAUUAAGUUUAUUGAUAUUCAAACUAUUUUUUUUGCCAAGAAGAAUUAUGUUGUGGUGUAAUUUUUUUAGUCAAGUUAAAAAGGAAGAUAUGCUUCUUGAUUAUUUUUAUAUUAAUAGAAUUAAGUAUUUAAAUAAUAUUUUGAAAGAGCUCAUAGGUUUUUUUUGUUACUGAACUGGAUCAUCUAAAUGAAAGAAGAAAAUUAAGAAAUUGAUUAAAAUGAAUAUUUUGUUAAGAUUUUAAAAGCUAGUUUAAUGUAUUUUUUUAAAACAUAAGCUUUUAAGGAGAAAAACAUACAUGUUAGCAAAUUAUUCCAAUAGAUCUAUAUUUAUUUUUUUCUUCUGACCGUAAAUAAUGCUCUCACUUUAACACCCACUCUGCAUUAUUUCUGCUAAACACCAUUGUACACUAAUUUAAAAAUCAAUCUUUAGAUUUUGGUUUGUUAAAUAAUUUAUUCUUUGUUAAUGUGUUGUAUGUCUCCUUGUGUAAAUUUAAGGUGCAUGAAUGUGUACAUAUAUCUUGCUGUGUAUUUUGUAUAUAAGUGUAUAGCAGCACUUGAAAAAAAAAUAUCUUUAAUUUACUUCUUAUUUUAAGGUAUUUUUGAAAUGACUGUUUGCACAAUUGUUUGCACAGUAGUAUUAAAACUGUUUUUACUGGUUAUGCAGACAUCUUUAUUUGCAUGUAUUUCAUUUUGCUGUUAGUCUUUGAACUUUGCUUUGAAACAGGCUUUAGUAUGUCAAUUAAUUAUCUGCUGCUGUU
This is a messenger RNA of Physella acuta, 3078 nucleotides long. RefSeq names its product arf-GAP domain and FG repeat-containing protein 1. Gene Ontology annotation, molecular function: GTPase activator activity. The record is from RefSeq and is a predicted model, not a curated record. Lineage: Eukaryota; Metazoa; Mollusca; Gastropoda; Physidae. Gene Ontology annotation, cellular component: membrane; cytoplasm.